AUAGUUACCAGGGAGAUGUAGUACAACAAGUCUACUCUGCCGCCAUUUUGACUUAUCCCGUGUUUUGGAAGAAAAUGGCAUCAACAACACAAAAACUCCUAUCCAAUGUCUUGCUCUUUGAGGAAGUUAUUUAAGGGAGCACUUACGAAACCUUUCAAGUGUUAUAAUGGCGACAGUGAUGAGUCGUGGUACGGCAAACUAUUCCAACAAUAAACUUGGGAUUGAAGUCAAUGAUGAUGUGACUUGGCAAGGGUGGGAACCAGGUGGUGAAUACACCAAAAACAUAGUCCUCAAGAAUGUGCAAGUCAAGACACAAAAGCUCAAAUACAAGGGUCCUUCCACCAGGUUUUUCACCACCCUGUACCCCAAGCCAAUUGUACUCAGCUCUGGGACAAGCUUUACUCUACCUGUCACGUUCAGACCUUUGGAGAAGGACCAAUAUGAAGAUCAGAUUGAGUUUGAAACCAAUGAUGGGGCUUUUAAAAUCCCCAUGAGGGCAGUUCUACCAAAGGCUGAUGUUACAAUCCCAGAGGCAAUCAACUUUAACAUGUGUGCAGUGAAAGACAGCGUUGACCUCACAUUUGAGGUGAAGAACACAAGCGAGUUAAUGAGUACAUUUCAUUGGGAUGUUCCAAGUCCUUUCACAUUUGUCCCCCUGAGUGGCACUCUUGCUCCUGGGACCACUUAUCUCAUCAAGGGCACAUUUUCUCCCAAGGCUGCAAUGGUGUAUGAAGCUGUAGCAGUUUGCAAGUACUCUCACACCCCUGACAAUGUAUCAGAGAAAGCCAUGAAAAUAGAAGGCAUUGGUAAGUUCCCCCAUCUUAUUGUAAGUAGGAGUCCAGGUGCAAAGGCCUUUUCUGAAAAUGAGGACAGGACUGGUCAGGUCACAGUAGACUUUGGCUCUGUACCAAUACAGACCACCAAAACCAAGUGGAUUGAGCUACAAAAUGUAUCUCCAGUAAAUGCUCCAUUCCAAAUCCUACAGCCGUCAUAUGAGGGUAACAUUGACACAGUGUUCACGUGUUCACACUACCAUGGUGUGGUAGGUGCUAACAGCGCAACCAAAAUCAAGAUUUCCUAUAGCCCUCACACACCAAGCCAGCAAUCUGUAGACUACCUUGAAGUUGUUGCCCUGGGUGCAACUAAUUGCUCUCUGAUCAAGUGCAAGGGGACUUGUAAAGGUCCUGAAGUCUGUCUUGACACUGAUUGUCUGGACUUCACUGUUGUGGAGAGUGGAAAGCAAAUUGCAAGAACUUUUAAAGUGGUCAACAACUCUGCUGUCCCUGCAGCGUUCCAGUUCCUUAUUGACUGUGCACAGAGUGUAUUCAAGUUGAACUCCACUUGUGGUUGUAUCCCUGGAGGAGAAUCCAAGACUAUUAUAGCCUACUUUACCCCCGCUAAGCCAAUCAACUACUAUCGGCAGCUUGUUUGUCUUGUUCAGAAUCAGGAUCCAUUAUUUGUUGAUUUGAUAGGAACUUGUCAUACAGAGCAAGUAAAACCUGCUCCUUUGCGUAAAAAACAUUUGGAAAGAUUCAGGAUCAACGAGAGCCGUGGACUCACAAGAAUCCCCCCAGAGCAACUGAACAACUUGCUUUUGGAAAAGAAGUUACGACUGGACGAACAGGGAGCUGUGGAGCCAAUAGAGGGUGUCAGUGCUGGUGAUUGCCGUAAGUCACACCCUAAGCUGAGUCGUGUGGAACAGCUGUUUAAUGAUGGUAGCUAUGGUGACACUGUGGUGACCUUCCCUCAUGUCAGCCUUGAUAUCAACUGCAUGGAGUUUGGCAGGGUCCCGCAUGUCAGAGUUGAACAAAAGACGGUCAAUAUAACAAAUCACACCAAAGGGAAGAUUGUAUGCACUUGGAUGCAGGAUACCAAGGGUGUGUUCUCAGUCAGCCCCGAGGAGUGUGACAUCCUCCCAUUGAAGACCGCCUCCUUUAGAGUGACAUUUAGACCAAAUGCUGCAAAUCAGUUUUUCAGUGCACAGUUGGAAUGUUUUGCUUCCUACAAGAGUAUGCGAGAUUAUCGUCUCGUUGAGGACAAUACAUUCUGCCCUCCAUGGUGCUUAACUCUAAACUCGACAGGACAUACAUUUGCAAUGGGUACAGAGACAUUCAUACCACGAUUUGAAUGGGACACUAAGAACAUGGUUUUCCCUGCCGUUACUCAUGGACGGACCUCAUACCGAACAUUGCUGCUGGAGAAUAAGGGGGCAAACCCAAUUCAUUUUGCAUUUGAAGACGAUCCAAAUAGGAUAUUCUCUUGUUUGCCCAGGACAGGACUUCUCACAGAUCAAUACCAGUUAAUGAUGUUCAGAAUGACGCCUCCUGAACCCCGCUCGUUCACGUUUACCGUCAAAUGUCGAUUAAAUGAUGCCGACAAGUUUACAGAGGAAUUACAACUGAUAGGGUCUGCUGAAUUUCCCCAAGUACAACUGGAAGGAGAGGGUACAGUGUACUUCAAACCCACUUGCGUUGGAACGACAUCGACCCGCCCUCUAUGUGUAAAGAACACCUCCCGUGUUCCCUUGUGCUACCGCUGGAGGGUGUCUGGGAUACACAAGAAAGUUCUUAGAAUUGACGCACCAUAUGGUGUCAUCAUGCCCAACGAGUCCAAGGUGAACACUUUGUCAUUCAGCCCUGCUGAGGCGUCAAAGCAUCUUAUCAAGGCUAAGCUGUUCGUGAGCAGUUACCAAGGAGAUACCAGUGUCGCUGCUGAUGAGACAAAAUACCUUGUUAGGGUAAUCGGCGAAGGAGCGAUUGGAGAACUGGUGUGCUUAGAUGCGAGCGUAGACCUCGGAGACAUCGUGGUGGGGUCUUCAACAUCUAAAGACCUAACACUGCAGAACAACAGCAAUUGCACUCUCCAUUACCGCCUGACCAUUGACCAGGACAUCAAGGGACCGUAUGAUGACGAAAAUACUAUCCGCGACAUCCUGGCCAUGGAGUUGAGUUCGUAUGAUGGAGUGAUCGCAGCCCGCACUUCCAAGAAAAUAACCGCCACAGCUUUCCCAGCCCGCCGGGUCAACUACACCUACACAGUCAACUACGAGCUCAUCUCAACAUCAGACAACGGGGCUAAGCAACUGACCCGCACUAAAACACUGCUGGCUCAAUUGCAGUGCCAGGGAGUGUACCCAACACUUGCCAUGACGGAUGUCAGGGGACUGGGUUCUAACAAAGGCUGCAGCAAGACUAAGCUCUGGAGUCUGUUCUCAUUUGACAGUUUAAAUGAGUGUCUGGAUUCAGACCCAUCUCCACCUGAGCUUAUGUACGUCGCCGCCACGAGACACAGCACCAAGCGGCGAAUCCCUGUCUACACGCGCGCAAUCAUGGACUUUAACUUUGGAGCGGCGCCGGUUGACUCCGAGCCUGCCAUAGUGUACAUGAACCUAGAAAACACUGGCACUGUGCCUUCAGAAUGGGCAUUCCUCUUCCCAAGUGACCUGCAGUUGGAGCUAGAGUACUGGGCUGAGACGGGCGAGUAUGACGCCGAUGAGUUACAUGAGAUGCAAGUCAUGGACAGCAAGCUGUUUACCGUGGAACCCCGCAAAGGGACUCUCGCCCCAGGCUGCUGUCAGACCAUCACAUGCACUUACAGACAUCUUUUCACUGGGUUAAACAAGCUACCGGUGAUUUUCAAAGUGACUCGUGGUCGCGAAAUUCUCCUGAAUUUUAUCGGCGUGACGGUUGACCCAGAGGCAUAUUAUGUGCACUUCGCCAGCACUAAGCACAUGUUUGAGCCGGUCCCUGUGGGCGGAAACUCGCCACCAGUCCAGAUAUACGAGCUGCACAACGGUGGUGCCAAGACAGUCAGCUACGAGCUCGACCUUGAGCCGCUUCACAAGAUACAACAGGAGAACUACGGCUGCCGUGUGCUCGACUGCCUGAACCCAUCAGGGGAGAUCCCUCCUGGCUGUACUGGACUCAUUCACUGGAUUUUCGCACCUCUCGAGGCCAAGACCUACGUGGUUGACAUUCCUGUGAGUAUCAUCGGUGGAGAUUCGGUCCUCGUCACUUUCACAGGAGUUGGCUAUGACCAGAGGAUCAUGGGAGAUACUAUGGCCAUGAAAGAUAGUUCUGCUGCCGGCUUGCCAACCAAGCAGGUUGUUAGUGUGCCACAACAGCUUGCAGUGUUGUCGGAGGAGCGGCUCGCAUUUGGUAACGUGCCCCUAUACAGUGUUUCUAGACAAGUCUUCUUCAUCUCGAAUUCCUCAUCGGAUCACGCCAUCUCGUUCAGAUGGAUGUUAGAGGGAACACCAGCAGAUCAGGUGGUUCUUAUUGAGCCUGAUCACGGUUACCUUCACCCUGGACAAUCCACACUUCUGAAGAUCUCGUUCUUCUCCUGUGGUGCACCCUCCAUGUACGACAUGGACAUUCUGUGUGAGAUCGUAGAUGAGACAGAAAUGGCGAUGUUCAACGAGCGACUUAUAAAGUGGACCAACGAGCAGGAGGAACGCCAAUACACAUUCACCAUUACAGAAGCUGACGUGACCAGACCACGGUCCGGACCACGCCUGAGAUCCCUGGACUCAUCCAACACCCCUCACUCCAAAUCCGAGAGCGAUCUUAGGCGCUACCAAGCCCUCCCCCCAAUAGGCAGUCAGGAGCCCACGAACACCAGUAAACAGAGGAGGAAGUCAAGCACUCCUCCCCAGCCCUCCCCUCCUGAGUCGUUCUGGCUGCAUUUAGGGGUGACCGCGAGGACGCACAUGAUCGCUGAGUUUCACAGAAGUUUCCCGGAAAACACCAACGAAUUCAUUAUUGACCAGCGCUACGUAGUGAAUCACGAGGAGAACAAGGAGACAGGCGACCUGUCUGCUCUCGUCUCAUGCACCAACAGCGAGAUGAACGUCAUCACAGACGUCAUGUCAGUCAUACUCAGGGGUUUGCUGGAGGACAGUAAUUUCCACGGCUCUCUUGGGGAAUUGGAUAACGAGCCGGUCCCAUACUUUAGACAGCUUGGCGAGACCCCUUACAUUUACGAACACACCCCAUCCAGGGCCUCCUCGUCCUCUAGCAGCCGCAGUGAGCCUGGACAUGAGUACCAAGAUGAGCCUGACCAAGCCGAGUCACGUGCUCAGGAGUCCUCGUACCAAGUCUCCCAUCACGACGACCGCGCAUCCAGCCGGACACACGAGAUCGUGCAGCGCAGCAGUUCCGUCCUGUCAGCGGUCGAUCAUCUAAGAGACGAGUCUCUUGACCCCGAAUGGAAGGCUUCACAGCGCAACAAAGCCAGAAGUUUGCCCGAGUUCACGUCGCUACUUGAGUCAGUCAUUGAGAACUCGCUUCUAAACAUCAUGACGGAAGCCAAUUAUGGCGAGCUGAGCCUGACGGCGCGCCCGCGUGUUAUCGCACUUCCGCCCAGCAGACUUGCCAAACGAUGACAAGCGCACAUUAACUGUAUAUAAUAGAAUGUCUGUAGAAAAACUUGCAGGGUUUUUUUUAUUGAAUUGCAAACUAGUUUGUGUGGUAAAUGCCUGCAAGCAUUGGAUAAUAAAACAUUUAUAUUUUCCUGUCGUAAAA
Molecule: messenger RNA, 5522 nt
Organism: Nematostella vectensis (starlet sea anemone)
Lineage: Eukaryota; Metazoa; Cnidaria; Anthozoa; Actiniaria; Edwardsiidae
Product: cilia- and flagella-associated protein 65
Exons: 47
Coding region: 167-5383 (1738 amino acids)
Source: RefSeq, a predicted model, not a curated record